This is a messenger RNA of Diachasmimorpha longicaudata, 5958 nucleotides long. RefSeq lists its product as uncharacterized. Lineage: Eukaryota; Metazoa; Arthropoda; Insecta; Hymenoptera; Braconidae. The transcript has 6 exons. The record is from RefSeq and is a predicted model, not a curated record. The coding region runs from base 586 to 3534 and encodes 982 amino acids.
AAGAGCCGCUGGGUCAGUUCGGCAUUAACAUCUCGAGGUGUUUCAUCUCCACAAGACAAUAAAAAAAAAAAAAUUCCCUCGUCUCUACACCGAGUGCAGCAAUUUUUUUUAUUACAUUUUUGUUGCGUUUGGAAUUAGUGACCAUUAGUGCCUGUGUGCCAAAUGCUACCUCGGCCUGGUCAUUGACCUUUAAAGUGUGAAUUCUCCCCAGGGGAUGAGAGGGACUGAGGAGCAUGAAAAUCACCGCGAUUUAAUGAAAGACCAGUCGAAAUAUCUGAAUGCACCAUUGAAAAUUCAGUCCGGAAAAUGGAAGAAAUUGGUGAAUCGAAUGGCAAUGGGAGAAGCAAUAAAUUAAACUCAGUAACGUGUACUCAGUCACACUAUUCUUGCUAUUCUCAUUUUGAGACUAUUUCUAGUAACGGCACGCGGUACAAUCCAACGCCAGUCUCGUACAGUGCACAGAACGCGUCAGUUUGCGUUGCUCUUGGUAAACUGUCUAACAUCCAAGUCUCCGACUAUUUCCGGUUGUCUGUCUCUCCCUGGAGUCACGCGGUUUGAAAUAAAAAAAAUAGUCCCGAAAUUGUCAUGCAGUGGCGUCAGAAGAGAAAAAUCAAUCGUGUCAUUGGCUCAGGGCACUACAUACUCCUAAUAUCGAGGUACCAAUACGCACCAGCCGGCGAAGAGGACGACGAGGAUGGAAUAAGAGACGAUGAGCCACGUGAAAAUGGCAUUAAAAAUUCCCGAGACAGUACCGUAAGUCCCUGGCGACAUCAUAAAACCGAAACACGAAAACAGAAUGGCGUCAGUCCUGGUGAUUCGACUAGUGCAUCACCACCAAGAUCCCAGUCGAAAAUUUCAUUCGAUGAGACAACGUACACGAAAAUCAGCGCACCUCGUCAGGAUGUCCUUUUCAAAAAGGGUUAUCUCACGAGGAGGAAGAUGUGGUCGAGCAACAACGCCAGCACAAGUGCAACUCCAUCGACAACGGAGAGCCAGUCAGCAUCUCAUUCGACAGCAGACGGUAGCGAGACGACGGAAGACCAACAAUUGUUCGACUACCGUGACAGCGGACUUGAGGAGUAUCCCCCGAUGACUGAGACAACUCCACAAAUGAGCUACGGCACAUACUACCCACCAUCAAAUGGUUAUUACUAUGACUAUCCAGUCAUGGUUGUUGGGCCACCAAUGCCAGGAUUACCAAUGCAUAAUUUACUAGCAGCAAUGCCCUGCGAGGCCGUACCACUCAGACCAAUAGAAUGGGUCAAUCCUGCAUUUGUACCAAAAAUCGAGCAGCCUUACUGUCUAAUGGACUAUCAGGUCAACCCAGAAGAUGGCCAAUAUCCAAGUGUCGAGGAGAAUGAAACAGCUGUAACCGAUAAUCAAUGCACAGAUGGUGAUUUAUCCGUGAAAAAUGGCGAUGGGGGUUCGACCGGCAGUACAGCUGGUGAUGAUAACCUGGAGGCUAAUCUGAAUGGUCACGAGGAGACAUCGACCAAUGGAGAUGCGACGACAGAUCUUACGUAUACACCAAAGCCAUGUCUUGAGACAGUACUUGCACAACAACUUCAUGUGUCACAUCAUGUUGUACCACCACAAACGUACAUGUAUCCGGGCCACUACAUGUUUGGUCCAACACUCAUCAACGUCAAUGGUAUGACAAUUCAGAGCGGCCCAAUGAUAAGGACUGCACAGAUGCGUGCGGAACCGUUGAUGUAUGCCAAACGGAGAAAGAAAAAAAAACUGUAUGGAAGGAAGCCAAGACGUCCAAUUGGUCAGGACAACAACAGGGACUAUGGACCGGAGGAGGAGGAGGAGUACAGCUCUGAGGCCGACAACAUGAACAUACCCACCGUAUUUGUACCGAGUAGUCGUCCCUUGAACCCCGACUCCAAAGAAUUUCAGCUGCGUCCCUCGAUAAUCGCUGAAUCACCAUCAAUACCACCGCCAAAGGUACUUGACCACGAGCCGUCCUCCCCGCUGUCCAGUCACGACACACCAACGGAUCAACCGACUCAAGACUGCAACGACUCGCUAACUGAUUCAGCAACAAUCGCCGAAGUUGAGUACGCCACUGAGGCAAUAGCCAAUGAGUUGAAUCAAACGCACAUCGAGAACUCCCAGAGGACGGAGAUUGGUGUUGACGUGACCUGUGCUGACUUCAGCGAGCUCGUGGAGAACCUGGAAGUCCCACAGGACAUGCCGAACGGCCUGAGUUCCCUGCAGGUUUCCUUGGAGACGAUUGUGGCGAACGGGAGCGAGGAUGACGUUGACAGAUCUAAUCGUAUCGUCACUGAUGUCUCACCCUCCUCGGAGACGAGGGAUUCAAUGAACCUCAAAGUCCUCUCCUCAAAGUCCAAUUCCACCAGUCGUAAGAAGUACAAAACCCCGAAGAUCGUGCGCGAAGCGACACCAGGUCCAGAAUUGGAUGAACAGUCUGGAGGUGGUGAUAAAACUGAGGGUCUCAACAUCGAAGUUAUAAUGGGAAUCGAAGCAGUGGAGGCACAAGUGCCUGUAUUGAGUGUCUCAACGUUGAGCAGUCGUGAUAAUCCAAUCAACGAUGGUACACCCGAAGACUCAGGCUUCGAGAGUCAAACCCAUUUCACUGAGCAUCGAAUAACUGAGGCAGUUACCCAGUGGUUGAGUCGGGCUAAUUCACCGGAUUUAUUCGCUGGUUUGAACAAUGAUAGUGAUGACGAUGAGCCGGACGACAUUGAGCCGUCAAAAAACUUGCAAGGCAACCCCAUGCCUGCACUAUCUGCUAAUGGUGUCGCGAUAAAUAAAGAUUUAUCGCGUCCGGCUGGUGAGUUCGCAACAAAAAGAAGAAAACGUAAUUCCAAUAAACGUAAGAAGAAACAGCAAAAAUUGGUGAUGAAGAGUUGCGAAUUCCCUAAAAAGGAUAGCGUUGCGGGUAUGAGGGUUGCCGAUAGCACUCGGAUUGAUGGGAGAGAGAUUGAUGAUAGAAGGAACGACUCUAGUCGAGACAAUGAUUUGAGGAGGAUAAAUGUCGAUAGUGUUAGGACGUACGAGAAGGGGGAAAUUGUGGUGACAAAUGAUGGGAAAUUAUUGUCUGGUGAUCAGGAAGUUAUUGAACAGAAGUCGGAGAUUAAUUCAAUGGGGAGUAUCGAGGAGCCUGAUGUACUCGAAUUCUGGGAUAUCGAGACAGUCGAGCCAAUCGUCAAAACGAUGGCAGGGGAAAAACGAGGCCCAGAGCCUCGUGAAAUAUUUGUCGAUCCAGCUGGCCUUGAGAUCGUCAGGAAGUACUAUAGAUUGGCACGCAACAGUGUUCAGAGUGGCUCCACCAUCGAUGAUGAUGUCAAGUCAACGAAGAGUGGCCUCAGAUCACGAUUAACAAGCCCCGAUGUCGUCAGGCAAUUUGACAGACAGAUGAUUGACGAAGGUAUCGAGAUUUACGAGAGCUGCUACAGUGGUAAGACACCGGUCUACUUCGAUCCGCAUUUUCAAAGAUCAAUGUUCUUACGACGCCAUGAUGAGGGCGCCAUACCGUGCAGAGUAACGUGCUGCAAUGUUCAGUGAUUAAAUCAUCCUGACCGUCCCCCUUCCCCCCCGACAACGUCCACGGAGUUUUCCUCGGGGAUUUGUUUCAGUGGAAGCGACUCGAAAUGUCACUGGCUCAUUUCAUCGUUUUGGUAAAAACAAAUGGAAAUUAUUUUAAAAUAAAUAAAUCACGAGCAGUGACGUGUGAGGAUGAAUAAGUUAACGCGAGUUGUUUCAUUGCGUAUGCACUUGUAAAUAGAUCAUAAGUUUCUGGAUUUUGCGAAUGCGUAACGUUUUUACAGACGCAGAAUGAUGAUAAAAAUUAUUAUACAAUUAUUAUUCAAGUGAAUCACUAGUAACUGUCAACGAUGAAUUAUUAAUUGAGUUUAUUUUGAAAAUGUUUUCUCCUUGGUUGUUGUUUUUUUUUCUUUUUUUCAGUCAUUCAUUAAUCUCGUGGUUAUGGUUGUUGAUUAUUAAUUGUUAAUGAUAUUAUUUUUAAGUGAUGAGUAUGGCCACGUGAGAGGCGCUUUGUGAAUGAACAGAACAAGGGGCUGUUUUAAUGCCCAUAUUUUGAAUUUGAAAUACUAAUUCGAUAGACUCAGGUGAGAUACUGAGCACGAGAGUUCAUUUGUUGUUGUUAGUAAUUAUUACCUUAAUUGUACAUCAUAAAUCACACGAGUUAUCACAAUGCCAUAAUUUUCAUAAAAUCUUUCGAUGAUGUUUUAUCAUAAUUACGUGUUAAUUAUGAGAGCCUCGGCGACGGGAGUCGAGACGAAGUGAAGAAAAAAAAAUAUGAAAGAAGUGGUUUAUUGAGAUACGAUGCCUACCAGCAUCUGCUCUUAUCAAGGGCAUAUUUUUAUCGCGCCUUUGUUUAUCAGUUUGAAUAAGAGAAUAUGAAAAUAAAAAAAUAAUAAUGAGUGAAAAAAUACUUCAAGAAUGGCCUUUGCCCAGGAAGCGAUUCCCUGACACUGCUCACCAAGAAAAUACAACAAAACAAAUGAUUUUUAAGAACACAGCUUAUGGAUUUAUGACUCCGGUCGUAACACUGUUGAUAAAUUAAUGGAAUUAUGAGUUGAAAAAUCACGGAGUAUUUGGUAGAUCUACACUAGAUAUCAGUCCGGAUUUUGUUGUGCGAAACACAGGAUGAAAAAUUAAUGAGUAAUUACUGCAAGCCAUUUAGUUUCAGGAUAGCUUUUGACGUAUCGUUGCUCGAUGUCAAUAGGCUUUAAAAAGCUUGGUAAUGAAGGUGAUGACGUCGAUCGAUGAAGAGAAAGAAAAUAUCUACGUAAUUAUGAAUUAGAGGAGAGCAAAAUUAACUUUACAAAAACGCCAAGCCCUCGAGUAGUUGCUACACACGUUAAUCACCCAAAAACACUCGCAUACAUCACAUAUAUUCAUACUGUAAUCAACGCAUUGUUCAUUCAUUAGCUUUCGAGUGAUAAAAAAAAAUUUACAAAGACACGUCUCCGGUUGAUGCGACUGUUGUUGACAUAUUUACUGAAUUAACAUUAUCCCAUAUCGAAGUAAAUGUGAAAAGAAAUUUUAGCAAACGAAAAUAAUAAUCACAACAUACCUCAUACAUAACUAAAAAUUAUGUAAAUAUAUCUGCGAAUUGGUUCGAGAUGAAAAUAUAAAAAUGAUGCGUCAUAAAUUCAUGAGUUAAGUUUCGGAGGACUAUCUUUUAUAGGAUAAUUUCGAUAUUUUUCCUCUUGUUCUCGAUGACGAAUAAAAAUGAAACACCAAAUGUAUUAAAUUGUGCCAUGCGAAUCGUUCCAACAGUACCGAAAUACAAAAUGCAAAAUGACAUAGAAAAAUGCAAUCUGUAAUUGAAUUAUUGAACAGAAUGGAAGAAUUCCUAAAACCCACAAAAUGGAAAAUAAAUAAUCGCUAUUAUAACGGGCGCAUUGCAUCAAUUGUGUGCCUUAUUCUGUUGCCAUCACUUAUCUUGAAAGAAUUUGCAAAAUGGUUGCAAAAAAAAUAAGACAAACUGACAAUUUUGGUGCGAAUGAUGAAGAAAAUAAUUAAAAAUAUUCCAAAUCGAAUGAAUUAUCUGUCUGGAAUUGCAAGAGCUCGAAAUAAAUCCACAAAAACACCUGCAAAUCAAUAUCCUCUUUUUUUCAGUGAAAAUCAACAAACAUUGUCGAUAUAAACGAUAAUAAUUAUUAUCGAAAUCCUUAACUGAAUAGAAAAUUAAUUAAAAUGAAUGAAACUUCGAAGGAGGAAUAACGACGACACUGAUUACACCGAACAAAAAUAUUCACAUAAAUUACAAUGUGAGCAUUGAAAAUGAUGAAAUAAAUCAAUAAAAUUUGUCCGAAUCACGUUCAAUUGUACAAUUAAAAUUACUCUACUUGUACUGGGUACAAAAUACGCAUAAGUUGAAAUUAUACUUGAAAACAAAAACAAAUACUUUGUCGUGUUAUCGCUGUAAAGUUAAGGAAAUAAUAAAUAGGUUCGUUUUAA